GGCAGCCUGCUGGGGGCUGACCUGAUUCCCUAGAAUCCUCAGCUCCCUUCCUCUCUCCUCCGACGUCCUUCCUUCCCUUCUCUCCUCCUUCCCCCCCUUCCUUUCCCUUCCCCAGCGAAGCAGCUGCGAGGAACAAAGAACGCGGGCGCUCCGGGCAGCAGCGCGCAAGCCCCGCGCACGGCGCGCGGCGUCUGGCUCCGCGGAGCUGGGCUCUCCCGGCUCCACGUCCCUCCGCAGCCUCCCCCGCCUCCCGCGCUCGCUCGCUCGCUCCCGCCCGCUCGCCGCCUCCCCCACCUUCUCGGCGCCGGAGGAAGGCGGCCGGGGCUCAAGAUGGCUUUAGCCGGGCUCUGCGCCCUGCUCGCCUGCUGCUGGGGGCCGGCGGCGGUGCUGGCCACGGCCGCCGGCGACGUGGACCCAUCCAAGGAGCUGGAGUGCAAGCUCAAGAGCAUCACGGUGUCGGCGCUGCCCUUCCUGCGCGAGAACGACCUGAGCAUCAUGCACAGCCCCUCGGCCUCCGAGCCCAAGCUCCUCUUCUCAGUGCGCAACGACUUCCCAGGAGAAAUGGUAGUGGUGGACGACCUGGAAAACACGGAGCUGCCCUACUUCGUGCUGGAGAUCUCAGGAAACACAGAGGACAUCCCUCUGGUGCGCUGGAGGCAGCAGUGGCUGGAGAAUGGCACUUUGCUUUUUCACAUCCACCACCAAGAUGGUGCUCCCAGCCUCCCUGGACAAGACCCAACUGAAGAACCUCAGCAUGAGUCAGCAGAAGAGGAAUUGAGGAUCCUGCACAUUUCAGUCAUGGGUGGCAUGAUUGCUCUCCUGCUGUCCAUCCUGUGCCUGGUGAUGAUCCUGUACACUCGCCGGCGCUGGUGCAAGCGCCGCCGGGUACCCCAGCCCCAGAAGAGCGCCAGCGCUGAGGCAGCCAACGAGAUUCACUACAUUCCCUCGGUGCUGAUUGGCGGGCACGGGCGGGAGAGUCUGCGCAACGCCCGCGUGCAGGGCCACAACUCCAGCGGCACCCUGAGCAUCCGGGAGACCCCCAUCCUGGACGGCUAUGAGUACGACAUCACGGACUUGCGCCACCACCUGCAGAGGGAGUGCAUGAACGGAGGGGAGGACUUUGCCAGCCAGGUCACCCGCACCCUCGAUUCCCUGCAGGGCUGCAACGAGAAGGCCGGGAUGGACCUCACACCAGGAAGCGACAACGCCAAGCUGUCGCUGAUGAGUAAGUACAAAGAUAACAUCAUCGCCACCAGCCCCGUGGAUUCCAACCACCAGCAAGCCACCUUGCUCUCGCACACCUCCAGCAGCCAGAGAAAGCGGAUCAACAACAAGGCGAGAGCUGGUUCCGCUUUCCUGAACCCCGAAGGAGACUCUGGCACUGAGACGGAAAACGACCCCCAGCUGACCUUCUACACCGACCCCUCGAGGAGCCGGAGGCGCAGCAGAGUGGGCUCCCCCCGAAGUCCUGUGAAUAAGACCACCUUGACGCUGAUCAGCGUCACCAGCUGUGUGAUUGGCCUCGUGUGCUCCUCCCACGUCAGCUGCCCCCUCGUUGUCAAAAUCACCCUGCAUGUCCCCGAGCACCUGAUCGCCGAUGGGAGCCGCUUCAUCUUGCUGGAGGGGAGCCAGUUGGAUGCCAGUGACUGGCUGAACCCAGCCCAAGUGGUGCUCUUCUCUCAGCAGAACUCCAGUGGGCCCUGGGCCAUGGACCUCUGUGCCCGGCGGCUCCUGGACCCCUGUGAACACCAGUGUGACCCCGAAACUGGUAGGCAGGAGCACCGGGCAGCGGGGGAAUGCCUUUGCUACGAGGGUUACAUGAAGGAUCCAGUACACAAGCAUCUUUGCAUUCGGAAUGAAUGGGGCACAAACCAGGGGCCUUGGCCUUACACGAUAUUUCAGCGGGGCUUUGACCUGGUUUUGGGAGAACAACCUUCUGAUAAAAUAUUCAGAUUCACCUACACCCUUGGGGAGGGCAUGUGGUUGCCCCUCAGCAAGAGUUUUGUGAUCCCACCAGCUGAACUGGCCAUCAACCCUUCAGCGAAGUGCAAGACGGACAUGACAGUGAUGGAGGAUGCCGUGGAGGUCAGAGAGGAGCUGAUGACCUCGUCCUCCUUUGACAGCCUGGAGGUUCUCCUAGAUUCCUUUGGGCCAGUGCGCGACUGCAGCAAGGACAACGGGGGCUGCAGUAAGAACUUCCGGUGCAUCUCAGACCGCAAGCUGGACUCCACUGGUUGCGUGUGCCCGUCCGGACUGAGCCCCAUGAAGGACAGCUCUGGCUGCUAUGACCGCCACAUUGGGGUGGACUGCUCAGACGGCUUCAAUGGCGGCUGCGAGCAGCUGUGUCUCCAGCAGAUGGUGCCCUUCCCGGACGACCCCACCUUGUACAACAUCCUCAUGUUCUGCGGGUGCAUCGAGGAUUACAAGCUUGGCGUGGAUGGACGCUCCUGCCAGCUCAUCACGGAGACCUGCCCAGAGGGCGGUGACUGUGGGGAAAGCAGGGAGCUUCCCAUGAACCAGACCCUCUUUGGGGAAAUGUUCUUUGGUUACAACAACCAUUCCAAGGAAGUCGCUGCUGGGCAAGUGCUGAAAGGAACAUUCAGGCAAAACAACUUUGCUCGAGGUUUAGACCAGCAACUACCAGAUGGUCUUGUGGUGGCCACUGUCCCCCUGGAGAAUCAGUGCCUGGAGGAAAUCUCAGAGCCCACCCCCGACCCUGACUUCCUGACGGGGAUGGUGAACUUCAGUGAGGUGUCUGGAUACCCCGUGCUGCAGCACUGGAAGGUCCGGUCUGUGAUGUACCACAUCAAACUCAACCAAGUGGCCGUCUCUCAGGCCCUCAACAACGCGCUCCACUCCCUGGAUGGGGCUACAUCUCGUGGGGAUUUUGUGGCCCUACUGGACCAGUUUGGCAACCACUACAUCCAGGAAGCUAUCUACGGCUUUGAGGAGUCCUGUUCCAUCUGGUACCCAAACAAGCAGGUCCAGCGGCGACUCUGGUUGGAAUAUGAAGACAUCAGCAAAGGCAACUCUCCAUCCGAUGAGUCGGAGGAGCGGGAAAGAGACCCCAAGGUGCUGACGUUCCCAGAAUACAUCGCCAGCCUGUCAGAGUCUGGCACCAAGCGCAUGGCAGCUGGGGUCCGCAUGGAGUGCCAGAGCAAAGGACGAUGCCCCUCAUCCUGCCCCCUGUGCCAUGUGACAUCCAGCCCUGACACUCCUGCUGAGCCAGUUCUGCUGGAGGUGACCAGAGCAGCCCCCAUCUAUGAAUUGGUGACCAACAACCAGACCCAGAGGCUGCUGCAGGAGGCCACCAUGAGCUCUCUGUGGUGCUCAGGGACUGGAGAUGUCAUCGAGGACUGGUGCCGAUGUGACUCCACCGCGUUCGGAGCUGACGGACUCCCCACCUGUGCGCCUCUCCCUCAGCCCGUGCUGAGACUCUCCACAGUUCAUGAGCCCAGCAGCACCCUUGUGGUCCUGGAGUGGGAACACUCGGAGCCUCCAAUCGGGGUGCAGAUUGUAGAUUACCUCAUCCGUCAAGAAAAGGUCACUGACAGGAUGGACCACUCCAAAGUGGAGACAGAAACAGUGCUGAGCUUUGUGGAUGAUAUCGUCUCUGGAGCCAAGGCCCCUUGUGCCAUGCCCUCUCAGGUGCCAGACAAGCAGCUCACCACCAUCUCUCUGAUCAUUCGAUGCCUGGAACCCGACACCAUCUACAUGUUCACCCUGUGGGGCGUGGACAACACCGGACGGCGCUCCAGGCCCAGUGAUGUGAUCGUGAAGACCCCUUGCCCUGUGGUGGAUGAUGUCAAAGCCCAAGAAAUAGCAGACAAGAUCUACAAUCUCUUCAAUGGCUACACCAGCGGGAAGGAGCAGCAGACAGCCUAUAACACGCUCCUGGAUCUGGGUUCUCCUACCCUACACCGCGUCCUCUACCACUACAACCAGCACUAUGAGAGUUUUGGAGAAUUCACGUGGCGGUGUGAGGACGAACUGGGCCCCAGGAAAGCUGGCCUCAUCCUUUCCCAGCUGGGGGACCUCAGCAGUUGGUGCAAUGGCCUCCUUCAGGAACCCAAGAUAGGCUUGCGACGUGGCUCCCUUAAGUACCUGGGCUGCCGCUACAGUGAGAUCAAGCCCUAUGGACCUGACUGGUCAGAGCUCAGCCGGGACCUCAGGAAGACGUGUGAGGAGCAGACCCUGAGCGUCCCUUACAACGACUACGGGGACAGCAAAGACAUCUAGCGCCAUGAUGCCAGACGGUGUGGCUGCCAACAGGAAGCAGGAGAGAGGAGAGGAACAUCUGGGUUGGUUUGUGGAGUUUUAGUAUUUUUUAAUGGAACAUUAAAACCUCUAAACCAGG
Suricata suricatta (meerkat) is the source of this 4357-nucleotide messenger RNA. RefSeq names its product astrotactin 1 (gene ASTN1). Gene Ontology annotation, molecular function: protein binding. The record is from RefSeq and is a predicted model, not a curated record. Gene Ontology annotation, biological process: neuron migration; neuron cell-cell adhesion. The transcript is spliced from 23 exons. NCBI's taxonomy places the organism in Eukaryota, Metazoa, Chordata, Mammalia, Carnivora, Herpestidae. Bases 331 to 4239 code for a protein of 1302 amino acids.